Messenger RNA from Hemiscyllium ocellatum (epaulette shark), 1533 nucleotides. Its product is annotated as polyunsaturated fatty acid 5-lipoxygenase-like. NCBI's taxonomy places the organism in Eukaryota, Metazoa, Chordata, Chondrichthyes, Orectolobiformes, Hemiscylliidae. The record is from RefSeq and is a predicted model, not a curated record. Gene Ontology annotation, biological process: lipid oxidation; linoleic acid metabolic process. The transcript is spliced from 11 exons. Bases 1 to 1533 code for a protein of 510 amino acids. Gene Ontology annotation, molecular function: metal ion binding; oxidoreductase activity, acting on single donors with incorporation of molecular oxygen, incorporation of two atoms of oxygen; protein binding.
AUGAUCACUUACAACGUCACGAUUGAGACUGGGACAGGCUUGUGUGCAGGAACCGAGAGUAACGUCUUCUGCACCCUGAUCGGAGAGAGGGAGAAGCGUCACAAGGCUAGUGUGAACAGAUGGCUGCACAAUGAGUUGAAACGGGGAACUCUAAAAGAAUCUAUGAUGAUGGACCUUUGUUCCAGUGUCAUCGUAAGAAUGAACUGCGAGAGAAACAACAGCUCUAUCGUGUUUGCCAAGCAUCUUUGGAAGAAGGAUUGGUUCUUUGGUAACCAGUUUUUGAAUGGCUUCAACCCAGUCCUGAUUGAGAAAUGCAACAAAAUCCCACCAAACUUCCAUGUGACAGAUGACAUGGUCAGGACAUCUCUCAGGAACUCCACUCUGAAGCAAGAGAUAGAGGUGCGUUCUAUGUUCUAUGUCAAUUAUGAGAUCUUGGAUGGAAUUCCUGCCAAUGUAAUUGAAGGUGUGCAACAGUACACUGCAGCACCUAUCUGCCUGCUUUACCGUAAUGAAAAGAACUACAUGAUACCCAUUGCUAUCCAGCUGAAGCAGACCCCUGGAGAAGACAAUCCCAUUUUCCUUCCCUCGGACGCUGAACACGACUGGAUGCUGGCCAAGAUGUGGGUGCGGAGCUGUGACUUUCAACACUUUGAGAUGAUCUCCCACCUUCUGAAAACUCACCUGAUUGCUGAGACAUUCAUCAUGGCCACUCUCAGACAACUGCCGUCCGUGCACUCCAUUUACAAGCUGCUGGCUCCUCAUGUGAAGUACACGAUGCAUAUCAACACCGUUGCUAGAAUAAAACUGAUAGGCAAUAAUGGAUAUAUCAGCCAAAUGUUUGGUGUCAAAGAAGAUGAUUUUCAUUUGCUGUGUUCAAAAGCCUUCCAAAGGCUAACAUACCGGUCACUGUGUCUGCCAGAAAACCUGAAGGACCGUGGAGUCACAGAACUCAAAGGGUUUGUCACUGGAAUUGUCAUGUAUUAUUAUAAGGAAGACAGUGAAAUUCAAGAUGACUCUGAGCUUCAGGCCUGGAUCAAGGACCUCACUGAAGUUGGACUUGAAGGUAUUGGAGACUCUGAAUUUCCGACAUCAUUCCACACCAGGGACGACCUCUGCAAAUUCCUCACCAUGAUUAUCUUCACAUGCAGUGCCCAACAUGCAGCCCUGAAUAAUGCACAGUAUGAUUGGGGUGCCUGGGUCCCCAACUCACCCUGCUCCAUGAGGAAGCCUCCUCCCACUACCAAAGGGAUCGUGACCAUGGAGGACAUCAUGGAAUCACUGCCAUCUCUGCACCAGUCUUGCCUACAAAUGGCAAUUCUCUGGAUCCUUAAUCAGAAGCAAUGGGAGCUGAGGAAACUUGGCAAUUACAACGAGAAACAUUUCACUGAAGAGAAGGUGAAGACAAUCAUUGGGAGAUUUCAAGACAAGUUGAAAGAAAUUGCUGACCUAGUCUGUGAUGAACGUGAUGCGAAGCUGCUCCCGAGAUAUGACUACCUGUGUCCGAAGAACAUUGAGAACAGCAUCACCAUCUGA